Messenger RNA from Didymodactylos carnosus, 1191 nucleotides. The record is from the annotation of a GenBank genome assembly. NCBI's taxonomy places the organism in Eukaryota, Metazoa, Rotifera, Eurotatoria, Philodinida, Philodinidae.
AUGCUUCACUCAUUUCGUCAACGAUCUAAGUCGAUAAAUAUAUCAAAAUCUCUUUUAUUUUGUCCCUCUUGUCGCAAUAUAUUCGAUUCAAUUAUUGAUCGUAUAGCACAAUAUAAAGAACGUUCAGCUAUAUUGCCUGGUGUAGGUAGUCCAUUUCCAACUAUUGUUCAGCCUGAUAUUGAUCUUGAAGCAUUAUUUAAAAGUCGUGAUCAAUUACAAAUUAAUUUACAACGUCGUCAUUGGAUUGUUGAUGUGAAUAAACUCUAUGCUGACUUUAGGAAAUGGCAAACACUUAAUGAACAAAUCAAUAGUACAACACAAGAAUAUUUAAAUUGCUCAGAAUUAUUAAAACAACAUAGUCACCAUGAUCCUCAACAAUCAAACUAUUAUAAACAAAAAGUUGCUGAACUACGUACAAAUAUUCAACAAUUUCGUGAACAAUUACAACCAUUAAAUGCUAAAUUUCUUGUAGCUUGUUUACGUUUACCUAAUGCAUUGCAUGUCGCUGUUCCUGAAAAAGGUGAUGUAAAACUUAUUUUUGAACAUGGUGUACAACGAAAAUCGAGUUUAACAAUGCGAUCUUGGCGUGAUUUAUCAGAAGUAAUUAAACAAGAUGCUACACCAUUUUCAAAAUAUUCUUUUGGUGAAUUUGCUCAAUUGGAAUAUUUAUUAUUAUCAUAUUUCAAUAAUGAAUUGGAUAGACAUGAUAUGAAUUUUUGUUCAAGUGUUAAUGUUUGUAAAUCAUUUGUAAUUGAAGCAUUUGGAAGAAAUUUUGCUGAUAUGAAGAAUGGUUUCAAUAUUAUAGAGGAACAUCCUGAUGAAGAACAUACAGUUGAUUUAUAUCAUUUAUAUGGAACAGCUUCUCCAAUUGGAUUAAUUGCACCAUUUAUACGAAAAAAUUUUUCAACUGAUAGUCUUCCAUUUUUUGUAUACUCAAUUGGACGAAAUUACAGUCCAGAACAUGGUCAAUCAUCAUGUAUCGAGUUAUUAUGCUUUUCAAAUGAACACUCACAUUAUUUAUUAACUGAUGACCAAAAAACACCACAAAUAUUAAAAGAACAAUGUGAACAAUUUGAACGUUUAUUAAAAUCAACAAUAACAAAAAAUGAUCCAACUUCGAUUAAUCUACAAUCAAAAUCGAUUGGUAAGAAAGAAAAUCAUUGUUAUGUUUUAAUUCUUUACUAAAGAUCG